Aspergillus pseudoviridinutans is the source of this 1101-nucleotide messenger RNA. Its product is annotated as ankyrin repeat domain-containing protein. Gene Ontology annotation, molecular function: protein binding. The coding region runs from base 1 to 1101 and encodes 366 amino acids. The record is from RefSeq and is a predicted model, not a curated record. The transcript has 3 exons. NCBI's taxonomy places the organism in Eukaryota, Fungi, Ascomycota, Eurotiomycetes, Eurotiales, Aspergillaceae.
AUGCUGGUGCAACUCUGCCAGUCGAAUACUCCUAUGGGUAUUCUUGCUGCAAGGGGCGGCCACGAGGCCAUUGUUCGUUUGAUCAUUGAGAAGGGAGCGAGUCCAGACAUGGUAGCUCCAGAAGGGUCAACCCUGCUCUCGGUAGCUGCUUGGAAUGGCCAUGUCGCUCUUACAAGGACCUUAUUAGCCUUAGGUGCACGGCAGGAUAACGUAUUACCGCCAAGUCACGCCCUGACAGUUGCGUCCCGCCGGGGUCACAAGAAAGUAGCUGCCAUUCUGCUGCCCGACCUGGAGAACAAUUACAAUGAAGCUUUGGGUGACAUGAUAAAGGUGGAGGCACUCCUUCCAUGGAGCUCUAAACUUCUUUCCGGCGUCCGGGAGACUCCACUAAACACCGCUGCCGAAAAUGGGGAUACAGAUAUACUGUUGUUGCUUCUCAAGCAUGGAGCCGACCCAAACAGAGUUUUGAAUCGGCAUGGGCGAGUAGGCCAUGCUGCGCCUACAAAAGCGGUUUUACACAAUCACGAAGAAGCCGCUCUCAUUCUGGUUCAGCACACGGAGCGUCUCCACUGUACGCGGGCGUUGUCGAUCGCGAUGCAGCAAGAUGACAAAGGAUGGGCAGCGCCUGACUUCAGCCUGUCUGAUCUCGCGGGGCAUUCCGAGGAAGAUGAUUUGACAUAUGAGUGGGUGCAGCCUAUCGUCUACGCGGUUCAAAGCCAGGACACGCGCUUGGUGGAAAUGCUUCUGGACCACGGAGCAAAUGUCAACGUGCAGUGCCCCGGAUGGCCUAAAACAGGAUACGACGUAGUCUACAGUCAUGUUCUCUUCUGGCUGUGGAGAAACAGCGUGAAGCAAUGGUUGAUCUUUUACUUGAGCAUGGCGCAGACCCAAACGUUGUUGAUUUGGCCAAUCAACCUCCCGCUGACCUACGCUAGUUCAUCCGGAAAUGGGUAUAUCAUAAAGUCUCUGCUGGACCAUGGGGCUAACCUGUGCCGAGCAGUAGACAACAUGGGCAAGAGAGUGUUGUCUUACAAGGAAGUUAGCAUAUCCAUUCGGACUAUGUUAGAAGAAGCCGAGAAGAAUUGGUCUGGUGAACCCUAG